This is a messenger RNA of Pristis pectinata (smalltooth sawfish), 10207 nucleotides long. RefSeq names its product receptor-type tyrosine-protein phosphatase H-like. NCBI's taxonomy places the organism in Eukaryota, Metazoa, Chordata, Chondrichthyes, Rhinopristiformes, Pristidae. Gene Ontology annotation, molecular function: protein tyrosine phosphatase activity; cadherin binding. The record is from RefSeq and is a predicted model, not a curated record. Gene Ontology annotation, biological process: protein dephosphorylation; angiogenesis. The transcript is spliced from 18 exons. The coding region runs from base 138 to 3398 and encodes 1086 amino acids.
AAGUCAAGAUCACGCCAUUGCGGAUUCAGUCAUUAAUGGAGAUACUGUCACAAUGUCAAACAGAAUAAUGCCAACACAGAGAAGGAAAUAAUGGUAUCUGCCGGUGGAACUUAAUAGAAGAGAGAGUUCUGAACAGCAUGAGGUGGUCCUGGAUGGAAAGAGGCAUGAGUCUCUUUAACUGCUGGUUGGUGCUGGUACUGUCAUUGAUCUCGACUUGGGAAAUUGUUUGCAGUCAAAUUUGCCCAGACAAUAUUCAGGUCUCUCCUGUUAACACAACUGCCCUGAAAGUCGCCUGGAAUUAUACAUUUGAAGACUUCAAAUGGAUCAAUAUAACCUUAGAAAAAACUACAACAAAAUAUAAUAGCAACAUCAGGAACCAUGAAGUGAUAAUCGGUGACCUUGUACCUGGGAUGAACUAUAAUAUUCUCAUCCAUGUUGAAAUCACGAAUGAGUCUUCCAUGUGUAACCAAUCAGGAACAACAAAUCCGUCUCCAGUCAUUGGUCUCUCUGCGGUGAACAGGACAACAGAUUCAUUAGGAUUAAUUUGGACAGCGCCAGACGAUACAAGAGCCUCUAACUACGAGUACAAAAUUACAGUCACCGGUGCUGAUGGUCACAUUAGAACCAACUACACAAGUCCAGAUGAGACAACAUUCACAGUGAGAGACCUGGAUCCUGGGAAUCAAUACAACCUGUCAGUGCAGUCAGUCACUCCUGAGCAGACACUGAGCACUCCUCAGGAGGUGACAAACACCACAAAUCCGUCUCCAGUCAUUGGUCUCUCUGCAGUGAAUAGGACAACAAAUUCAUUAGGAUUAAUUUGGACAGCGCCAGACGAUACAAGAGCCUCUAACUACGAGUACAAAAUUACAGUCACCGGUGCUGAUGGUCACAGUAGAAUCAACUACACAAGUCCAGAUGAGACAGCAUUCACAGCGAUGGACCUGGAUCCUGGGAAUCAAUACAACCUGUCAGUGCAAUCAGUCACUCCUGAGCAGACACUGAGCACUCCUCAGGAGGUGACAAACACCACAAAUCCAUCUCCAGUCAUUGGUCUCUCUGCAGUGAAUAGGACAACAAAUUCAUUAGGAUUAAUCUGGACAGCGCCAGACGAUACAAGAGUCUCUAACUACGAGUACAAAAUUACAGUCACCGGUGCUGAUGGUCACAGUAGAAUCAACUACACAAGUCCAGAUGAGACAACGUUCACAGCGAUGGACCUGGAUCCUGGGAAUCAAUACAACCUGUCAGUGCAGUCAGUGACUCCUGAGCAGACACUGAGCACUCCUCAGGAGGUGACAAACACCACAAAUCCAUCUCCAGUCAUUGGUCUCUCUGCAGUGAAUAGGACAACAAAUUCAUUAGGAUUAAUUUGGACAGCGCCAGACAAUACAAGAGCCUCUAACUACGAGUACAAAAUUACGGUCACCGGUGCUGAUGGUCACAGUAGAAUCAACUACAUAAGUCCAGAUGAGACAGCAUUCACAGCGAUGGACCUGGAUCCUGGGAAUCAAUACAACCUGUCAGUGCAGUCAGUGACUCCUGAGCAGACACUGAGCACUCCUCAGGAGGUGACAAACACCACAAAUCCAUCUCCAGUCAUUGGUCUCUCUGCAGUGAACAGGACAACAAAUUCAUUAGGAUUAAUUUGGACAGUGCCAGACGAUACAAGAGCCUCUAACUACGAGUACAAAAUUACAGUCACCGGUGCUGAUGGUCACAGUAGAAUCAACUACACAAGUCCAGAUGAGACAGCAUUCACAGUGAGAGACCUGGAUCCUGGGAAUCAAUACAACCUGUCAGUGGAGUCAGUCACUCCUGAGCAGACACUAAGCACUCCUCAGGAGGUGACAAACACCACAAAUCCAUCUCCAGUCAUUGGUCUCUCUGCAGUGAACAGGACAACAAAUUCAUUAGGACUAAUUUGGACAGUGCCAGACGAUACAAGAGCCUCUAACUACGAGUACAAAAUUACAGUCACCGGUGCUGGUGGUCACAGUAGAAUCAACUACACAGGUCCAGAUGAGACAGCAUUCACAGCGAUGGACCUGGAUCCUGGGAAUCAAUACAACCUGUUAGUGCAGUCAGUCACUCCUGAGCAGACACUGAGCACUCCUCAGGAGGUGACAGACACCACAAAUCCAUCGUCAGUCACUGACCUCUCUGUGGUCAACAGGACAACAGAUUCAUUCGAAAUAAGAUGGACAGCGCCAAAUGAUACAAGAGCCCCUGACUAUAUGUACAAAAUUGGAGUCACUAAUGUCACUGGCGGUGACAGUAGAUCUGAAUGCACAAGUCCAGGCGAGACAGCAUUCACAGUGAAAGAACUGGUUCCUGGGACCCAAUACAAACUGAUGGUGCAGUCAGACACUCCUGAGAGAACACUGAGUACCCCUGUGUAUGUGAUAGACACCACAUUUCCUGAUGCUAUUUCCAACUUACACUGUGCUGGGAGCACUGGAUACAUGAUCAGGGCAAAAUGGAGCAAACCAAAGGGCGAGUUCACCAGGUUCAGAGCCGUCACAUAUGACGGUGAAGAAUUAGUGGCUAAUCGUACCGUUGAGAAAGAGAAGAGUGGACUGAUGGUUUUUGGUCUUCAGCCUGGACGCAAGUACACGAUCAAAAUCUUCACAGUGAACGGGCAGACAUCCAGCAAGCAGGAGACCAAGCAAUGCUGGACUAGCUCGCAGCCCAUUAUCAUUGGAGCAACUGUGGGCUCUCUGCUGGGUCUGAUCCUAAUUGGCAUUUUGUUGUUCUUCAUCAUCCAUAAAGGCAGGCAUCAGAGGAAGCAACAUGAUCCAGGAUUUUCAUCAAUGACCUCCCUUUCUUCAGCAUGCAAGCCCAUUCCUCUGACUGAAUACAACAGUUACUUCCAGCAGAAACAUGCGGACACAGACAUUGGAUUUGCUGAGGAAUAUCAGAGUCUGGCAAAAGUGGGUAUAGACCAGCCGAAGGAAGUUUCCCAAUUCACAGAAAACAAAGUAAAGAAUCGAUACAUUAAUAUCUUCCCAUAUGACGCUGCCAGAGUUAAACUCAGUUGUCAGCCUGACAGCAGCUCUUCCGAUUACAUCAAUGCAAGUUACAUGCCUGGUUACAAUCUCGAUAAGGCGUUCAUUGCUGCCCAGGGACCCCUGCCAAAUACAGUGGUGGACUUUUGGCGAAUGAUUUGGGAGCAGAAGUCAGAGGUCAUUGUGAUGCUGACCAACUGUGUGGAGGUAAAUCAGAUCAAAUGUGAACACUAUUGGCCCAUGGACUACACCACCUGCAUCUAUGGGGACAUCGCAGUGAAUAUCCUUUCAGAAAACAUCUUGCCUGAGUGGACGAUCAGGAAUUUCAUCAUCAAAAAGGUGGAGGGUCAUUUACAGAGGGACAUCAAUGGAGAACUCGCUGAUCGCUGACUGAUCAUUCUUUUAUCAUUGAAUUGAAAACAACCCAGAUAUAACUACAAGAAAGCUCCCAACCUCAGAACGAUGGCUUAAGAUCCUCCCAAAUCUUUAACGCUUAUCUCAAGUUACUCUAAUCUCAUUUGGAUUUACAUGAAUCAUUUCCUCGGGGAGCCUGUUCCAAUUACUUCCCAUUCAUGCGCUGAAAUAUGGUUUCUGUGGAUCUGUUUGAAUUUAUCCUACAGGCUCCCUCCAUCUACCAACAAACCAUUAUCCAUGCUUCAGGCUCAAUUGUUCCAAAGGUCUCAUUGCCCACACCUAUAGACGCAAAACACCAUUGGCCUUUGUUGAAUGUUUUUACCAAAAGUCCUUAACUAACAUUGCUUAAACAAAUUAGCUGGUCAUUAUCACAUUAAUGUUGCUGGAGCUUGUUGUUCAUAAAUUCACUCCUACUUUACAAUGGUGACUACCCUUCAAAAUGUUGUUCAUUGGCUGCAGUGAUUGUGAAAAUGCUAUAGAAAUGUGAGCUGUCAUGCAUGUUUCUUAUUUUCUCAUGCAAAUACCACCCCUGCUCUUUAUCCAUGCACAACUCUCCGCUCAACUAUUUCUUUUCUUGGUUGGUUGUUCCCUGCUUCUUUUUGUUUCCCUUUCAUUUCCCAUUUGCAAUAAAAGCAAAAAAUACUCAGCAGAUCAGGCAGCAUCUGUGGUGAGAAAACAGUUAAUAUUUCAGUUUCAGAUCAGACCUAGGAAAAAAUAGAAUUGAAAGACAGUUUAAGAUGAAAAGAAAGGGAGGAGAGUCAAAAGGUGUCUGAGAUGGCAUGGAAGGCAAGAAAUUGACUUGUGGCAGGGUUGGAACAUUAAUACAGCCUUGUGCCAUCAAAUGUCUGGGUACAAUGUCAACAUGGGUAAAAGGUAGAAAAGGGUGAAUUGAAAUAUCCAAGGUCCUGAGGAAUCCUUACAAGAUGAACGUGGAGAAGUUAUUUUCUCAAGGGAGAAUUUAGAUCCGAGGAGUCACUGUUUAAAAAUGUUUAAGUAGUGUCUUUGUUUUUAAGGAAGAGGUAGAUGGAUUAUGAAUGAUGGUUAGACAGUAAUAAGGGGUUGAGGUUGGUGUCAGAUCUUUUGAUAUGCAGAGCAUGCUGAAGGGGCUGAGUGAUCUACUGCUAGUAUAUUUUUUUGUAAAAUAAUAGGACAAAUAAAAAACAGAUGAUCGCAGACGUAGGAUAUGGGCACUUGAAUGAGGUAACAGAGUGCGACAAGUAUCUGUGGACCUGGUUGCAUUGGGAGGUGUAGCUUUUGGAAGAAGGGAACUAAGUGGCAAGGGGUUGUGACUGAUGCUCUGCCUUCUUUGAUUAGGCUAGAUAUUCAGAGCCACAUACAGUCACCCAGUUCCACUUCACUUCCUGGCCAAAUUGCAGUGUUCCUAAAACCACAGAGAAGCUGCUGAAGUUCCAAAAUUUAAUCCGGGAUCACCUGAACAAGAAUCAGGGAGGACUUCCUGUCGUACAUUGUAGGUAAGCUGCUCGAAAGCUCCGCUUUGUUCAGUUUUGUCCACACUUUAACUCUUAGAUAAGGCUAUGUCUUAAAAGGCCCAUCAAGACUUUCAUUACUGCCUUCUUAUAAACUACAAUCCCUUCGCUCCAGCCUUUGUCUUGUAGACUCUUCAUUAAUGUAUUCACUAGGGAUUUGAUUGCUAAUUUCUUAGCCUAUUUAACAAGUUAUGAACAUGUUCCAGUUGAAUAGUAUGAAGUAGCAAUGAUGAGGGGUGUUUUAAUCUUUAUUUUCUGGUGUGAAGGAGCUGGAUUAACAUCAGUACGGAUACAAGCUCUAACACAAGGCAAUGGAGAAGAGAGGUUACUAUAUGAUAGUGAGAGGGAGCUAGAUUAACAUCACUGGAGAUCAAAUCUAACACAGCGCUGAGGGACAGGAGUUACUGAAUGACAAAGACACAGGAAACUGCAGACGAUGUAAUCUGGAGCAAAAGAUGGAGGUACUCAGCAGGUCAGGCAGCAUCUGUGGAGGCAGAGGGGUGGUUGACGUUUUAGGUCAAGACCCUGCAUCAGAGUAUAGAGGAAUACCCAGUAUAGAGAGUUGAGAGGGAGGAGUGAGUCAAGGUCUGGCAGGCCAUAGUGGAACCGGGUGAGGAGAGAUGAUGGGCAGAUGGAGUUAGGCCGGGAGGGGGUGCAGGGGUUGUGGAGGGGAGGCUAGAAGACGAAGAGAGUCUGGAAGGUGUUAUGUGGAACCAGAUAAAGAAGGGAUAUAAUGGACAGAUGGAACCAGAUGGGGGAGGGCUAGGAGACCCAGUAGAUUAAAUGUGUGGGUGAUAGGCAAAUGGAAACAGGCCGAGGCAAGCAUCUAAAUUGGUUAGCAGGUAGGGGAGAGGGGUUAGGUAAAGGAGCAUGAGAGAACUUGGGUGGAUCAGAAGCAGAGAGAAAGUAACACGGGGUGUGAGUUGCCCGAAAUUGGAAAACUCUGUGCCCAUACCAUUGGAUUAUAGACUAGCUAGCAGAAUAUUGAGGUGUUGUUCUUCUAGUUUGCGUUUGGCCUCACACUGGAAGUGGAGAAGAGGACGGUAGAUCGGUGUGGGAGUGGGAAGCGGAGAUGAGCUGGCAUGCAAAUGGGAGCUCAGCAUGGCCAUUGCGGACAGAGUGCAGAUGCUCCUUAAAACAGUCGCCUCGUCUGUGCUUGGUUUUGCCGAUGCACAGGAGGCCACAUCGAGAGCAUCGAAUGCAGGAGAUGAAGUUGGGGUGAAUCUUUGCCUGACCUGGAAGGGCUGUUUAGGUCCCUGGAUGGUGGUGAGGAAGGAGGUGUAGAAACAAGUGUUGCACCUCUCACAGCUGAAGGGGAAAGUGCCAGGGGAAUGAAAAGGGCAGGUGUGUAGGGAUGAGCAAACCAGGGAGUCAUGAAGAGAGUGGUCCCUGCUGAAAGUAGAAAGAUCAGGGAGGGGAAGGUGCAAUUGGUGGUGGGAUCCCAUUGCAGCUGGCGGAAAUGACACAGAGUUAUGUGCUGGAUGAUGAGGCUGAUCGGGUGAAAGGUGAGGACCAACGGAACUCAUUUGGACAGGUACAUGGAUUGGAAAGGUUUAGAGGGAUAUGGGUCAAAUGCAGGCAGCUGGGACUAGUUCAGGUAGGUAACUUGGUUGGCAUGUACAAGUUGGGCCGAAAGGUAUGUUUCCAUGUUCUAUAACUCUGUGGGGGAGGGGGACGAACAAAAGUCUGGAAAAUGGAGGAAAUGUGAGUGAGGGCUCCGUCAACCACAGUAGAGGAGAAGCCACGUGAAAAAGGAGGACAUUUCAGAUGUCUGGAACGGAAAGCAUCAUCUUGGAAACAGACAGAGUAGAUACAGAGAAACUGAGAGAAAGGAAUGGUGUCCUUACAAGAGACCGGGUGAGAGGAGAUGUAGUCAGUGUUGCUAUGGGAGUCAGUGGGUUUAAACUAAAUGCCAGUCGACAAUUUGUCUCCUGAGAUGGAGACUCAGAGAGAUUCAGAAAAGGGAGAGAGGUGUUAGAAACGGUCCAAGUGAAUGAGGGUGCGGUGGAAGUUCAUAGCAAAGAUAAUAAAAUUGAUAGAGUGAGGGGAGCUGGAUGAACAACAGGAGAGAUGCAAUCAGAAAUACAGGAUGCUGAGGGAGAAGGGUUACUGCGUGAUAGUGUGAGGGAGCUGGGUUAACAUCAGGAGAGAUCCAGUCAGCAAUGCAAGGCACUAGGGAAGAAGGGUUACUGACUAACAGUGUGAGGGAGAUGGAUUAACAUCAGAAAAGAUACACUCAGUAAUGCAGGCUACUGAGGAAAGGGAUUACUGAAGGACAGUGUGAAUGAGCUGGGUUAAUGUCAGGAGAGGUCCAAUCAGGAACAUAGGGCACUGGGGGAGAGGGGUAAUUGUGGGACAGUACAAGGGAGUUGGAUUAGCAUCAGGAGAUAUACAGUACAUUUGGUUAGACUGUGCUGGAGGAGAGAUUACUGAGUGACAGUGUGAGGGAGAUGGAUUAUUGUUGGGGUGAAUAAAAACAUUUCCAAGGAAUGCCUGAUUUAAUCCGAACUUUUUAUGACGGGUCAUGUUGCUAUGGAGACUGAGAGAAGAAAAUAAAUCUGUCAAUGACAAUAUCCCUGUUUAAUUUCAGCGCCGGUGUAGGGCGGACUGGCACAUUAAUAGCCCUUGACUAUCUUCUGCAACAGAUGGAAAAGGAGGCAGUGGUCGAUGUUUAUGGGAUCGUCUAUAAAAUGAGGAUGAAUCGGACGUACAUGGUCCAGACUGAGGUGAGGAGUUGCUACUUUUUUUUGGCUUUGGCGUUAUUCAUUAUCACUUUGAUUUCCUCGCCAGCUCAGAAUGUUUCAGUCUCUUGGCAAGCCCUGACCAAUUCUCAAACCACGGUUGCCGACAAUACUCUGACCUCCCACACAUUCACAGUGUUCUUUCAUCAAGAAUUUGUUCCAUAUUAUAGUGAAAAUUCAUUACCUGGACUUUGUCCCUAUACACGAUCACAUGUCAUAUUAUCAUGGGGCAUAAGCUGUGUCUUGGUGAGUAGCUUUCUGUCUUUUAGGUCUAAAGGUUUUGUGUUUGUGUCCUGUUGAACUUGAGCACAAAAUCUAGGCUGCCUCUCCUGGUGUAGUACUGAGUGCUGUAAUGCAAGUCAUUGACAUCUUUUGGAUGAAAUCUUACAUGUUUUCUCAGGUGGUUGCAAAAGAUCCAGUGGCUCUAUUCUGUAGAGCUGGAAGUUUAUCCUGUGGCAAGUAUUUAGCCCCCAACCAACUUCCAUAAAACAGAUUACUCUUGUCAUUACCUCAUUACUGUCUGUGGGAGUUUGCUGUGCUCAAAUCAUCUACCACGUUGCCUGCAUUACAGGAGUGACAGUCCAGCAGUGCAGCUAGUUCAGCUGCUGCCUCACGGCUCCGGCAGCCUGUGUUCAAUCCUGACCUAUAAUGCUGUCUGUGUGCACAUACUCCCUCUGACCAUUUGAGUGUCCCUCCAGGUGUUCUAGUUUCCUGCCACAUCCCAAACACGUGCGGGUUGGUAAGAUAUCUUUAUUAGUCACAUGUACAUCGAAACACACAGUGAAAUGCACCUUUGCGUAGAGCGUUCUGGGGGCAGCCCGCAAGUGUCUCCACGCUUCCGGCGCCAACAUAGCAUGCCCACAACUUCCUAACCUGUACACCUUUUGGAAUGUGGGAGGAAAUCGGAGCACCCGGAGGAAACCCACGCAGACACGGGGAGAAUGUACAAACUCCUUACAGACAGUGGCCGGAAUUGAACCCAGGUCACUGGCGCUGUAAAGCGUUAUGCUAACCGCUACACUGUAAAUGGCGCUAGUGCGUGUGAGAGGUGGUAAAAUCAGGGAAGAGUUGAGGGGAGUAUGGGGAGAAAAAAUGGGAUUUGUGUAAAUGGGCGGUUGAUGGUCAUCACACACUCGGUGGGUUGAAGAUCCUGUUUUGAUUGUCAACAGCGACAGUAGUUCUUUGGUUUUGCAGAGGUUUUGAUAAACCCUAAGCCUGUGAAAGCACUACAAAUAUACUGAUAGUGUUCUCCAGGUGGAUAACACGGUGAAACAUGAACAGUGUAUGGACAAAACUUGACAGCAGGAACCCAAGUGUCCAGGAAUCUGGUGCGCAGGGAUCCAUGGUAUCCCAAUACUGGUAAUGUUUGAUGGGCCAGUGCAGAGGGAGCUUUAAUCUGUAUCUAACCCAUGCUGACCCUGUCCUGGGAGUGCUUGAUGGGACAGUGCAGAGGGAGCUUUACUCUGUAUCUAACCCAUGCUGACCCUGCCCUGGGAGUGCUUGAUGGGACAGUGCAGAGAGAGCUUUAAUCUGUAUCUAACCUGUGCUGUCCUGCCUUCGGAGUGUGUCGUGGGAUUGUCCAGAGAGAGCUUUAAAAUACGUUCUCAGCCUAAAACAUUAACUGUUUUUCUCUCCACAGAUGCUGCCUUACAUGCUGAAUAUUUUCAGCGUUUUCUGUUUCUAUUUCAGAUUUCUAGCACCUGCAGUUUCUUUUAUUUUUAUUUAAUUGGGUGAGCUUUAGUCUAAGCCAUGCUUUCCGGGCCCUGGGAGUGCUUGAUGGGAUGCUGUAGGGGGAGCUUGACUCUGUAUCUAACCUGUGUUAUCCCUGCCAUAGGAGUGUUUGCUGGGGCAGUGCAGAAGGAACUUUACUCCAUACCUAACCUGUGCUGUGCCCACUCUAAAUGUCUUUUUUUAUUUUUUGGGAUGUGGGCGUUGCUGACAAGACCCAGCAUUUAUUGCCCAUUCCUAAUUGCCCUCGAGAGGUCAGUAACCAUAAUGGGAAUAAUACCAAAUGUCCCACUUUUCGAUCCCAAUGAACUCCUCCUCCCCCACCUGCAUAAACUGAAGCAGCUGAGGUCAGAGACCACACCCAUCCAGUUCAGUUUUCGCAAGAUCAACCUCCUUCAUGUCAUUUCCCUCUGCGGCCAACUCCUUGUACAGUUGGUGGAGGAGAGGACACAGAAGGGCCUUUCCCUGUCCAAGGCACAGAGGUUGUCGGCCCUUCAGCCACCAUCGAAGCCUCAAAUCUACGGGAAGGUUGUAUUUUUCAUGAGGACUGCAGGUGAAGUCCCUGCAGGUGUGUGUUUCAUGACAGUGAGAACCCUCAUCUUCUUCCUUUCAUAACCACAUGAUUUACUUCCAGUACAGAUGUGUCUUCUCAUCUCACCGUAACAUUUCUCCCUCUCCGUCUUCUGUUCCUUUAGACUCAGUAUAUCUUCCUACACCAGUGCAUUCUGGACACGAUUCAAAGGAAAUCCAUCAACGAACAUAUCUACCAGAAUGAAAUGGACGGCUUCUAUGAGAGCAUCAGUGAUAUCGAUGCUGUAAACGAUCAUUA